Suillus clintonianus is the source of this 1640-nucleotide messenger RNA. Its product is annotated as WD40-repeat-containing domain protein. NCBI's taxonomy places the organism in Eukaryota, Fungi, Basidiomycota, Agaricomycetes, Boletales, Suillaceae. Gene Ontology annotation, biological process: regulation of gene expression. Gene Ontology annotation, molecular function: histone binding. The record is from RefSeq and is a predicted model, not a curated record. The transcript is spliced from 10 exons. Bases 133 to 1575 code for a protein of 480 amino acids. Gene Ontology annotation, cellular component: Rpd3L complex; cytoplasm; nucleus.
GGGAUACACAAUCCGUAGGCGCGGACGCGACGCGCCUUGUUAUCUUCCUCUUUGUUUCCAUCGCGUUCUCGAUUGACGCAGACCUGCUAUACACCUCAUUGCUCAUCUGUUCUAUACGACCUAUUAUCUGAGAUGAAGCCCACCGUACAAGAUGAGGAUAUGGAAGAUGAUCUCGCUGCUGAGGAGGAGAACAAGUUGAUAAAUGAGGAGUACAAAACAUGGAAAAAGAAUGCACCGUAUCUAUAUGACCUAGUCAUCACGCACGCACUCGAUUGGCCAAGUCUAACGUGUCAAUGGUUCCCCGACAAAGACACACCGGCCAACAAGCCCUACACAACCCACCGCCUCCUCCUCGGAACCCAUACCUCCGGCCAAGCACAAGACUACCUCCAAAUCGCAACCGUCCAAAUACCCAAACGCGACGAAAAACUCGACCGUGACAACUACGAUGAGCAGCGCGGCGAACUCGGAGGACACACCAUCCCUCCCCAACCCCGCAUCCAAAUCAUCCAGAAAUUCAACCACGAUGGCGAGGUCAACCGCGCGCGGUAUAUGCCUCAAAACCCGGAUUUACUUGCGACGAAGGCCAUCUCGGGCCAGGUGCUCAUCUUUGAUCGAACGAAGCAUUCGUCUGAACCUCCGAGAGGCGGGGUGUGUAAACCUGAUAUCAGAUUAGUUGGGCAAACGAAGGAAGGAUUUGGCUUAUCCUGGAACCCGGUGAAGGGCGGACAUAUCCUUGGUGCUUCGGAAGAUAUGACGGUGUGCCACUGGGAUAUUAACUCGUACACCAAGGGCAAUGGCACCAUCGAGCCGACAACUAUUUUCAAGGGGCACAACUCUGUUGUCGGGGAUGUAGAUUGGCAUGCGACCAAAGAAAACGUAUUAGCUAGCGUUGGAGAUGAUAAGAUGCUUUUGAUCUGGGACACCCGAGCUCCAACCGAAGCUUCAACGAAAAUCCAAGCACAUGACAGGGAAAUUUUAUCAUGCGCGUUCAGCCCAGCAAAUGAACAUCUCAUCAUCACCGGCAGUGCAGACAAGACUGUUGCGCUGCACGAUAUCAGAUCGCCUACUAAAAAGUUGCACACUUUUGAGUCACACACGGACGAAGUGCUCCAUCUCGCAUGGUCUCCCCACUCCCCUACAGUCUUUGCAUCUGCUUCAGGAGAUCGAAGAAUCAAUAUCUGGGAUCUUUCCCUGAUUGGCGUGGAGCAGUCACCAGAUGACCAGGAAGAUGGCCCUCCGGAGCUUAUGUUCAUUCAUGGAGGCCACACCGCACGGCCCACAGAUUUCUGCUGGGCACCAGGAGAAUCCGAGAACUGGACUGCAUCUACCACUUCCGAAGAUAACGUGGUGAUGGUAUGGCAACCCACUAUGCGUAUCUGGGCCGGCGACGAAGUGAAAAUCGAUGAGAAGGAACUCGAAGGCGACGCUAUGGAGGGCGUCGAAGUCACUCCUGAAGCUGGCCCCUCUAAGGCUGUAGCAGCUAGUGGCGCCAAUAGCGCGCGCAGCCAAAGUAUGAGUAUCAGUGCAAGCGUUAGUAAUUCUGGUGUGGAUGUGGAAGCAGAGGAUAGUUGAGUAUUCGGUGUAGAUGGAGACGAAUGGUGCUGGAAUCCGAAAGCUGAUGAUGAUGAAUACAAUAU